AUGCACCUCAAAUCCCUCCUCAUCGCCUUCACCGCGACUCUCACCACCGUUACCGCCAGCGCCAUCCCCGACUCCGUGCGUACCUUGGCGGCCCUCGAAAAGCAGGACAAUGGCAGCUGCGGCCAGAUUUGUAAUGGGCCCGAUAGUUGCUUGGUCGAGUGUACCGUCUGUGAUAUCAACACGUCUACUUGUGUCAAGGAGUAG
Molecule: messenger RNA, 204 nt
Organism: Aspergillus chevalieri
Lineage: Eukaryota; Fungi; Ascomycota; Eurotiomycetes; Eurotiales; Aspergillaceae
Exons: 2
Coding region: 1-204 (67 amino acids)
Source: RefSeq, a predicted model, not a curated record